UUAAUUUCUAGCAAAUAUAGAGUUUGUUCUUUUGAUACGCAUACAAACAAGAUUUUGAUAUGCAUACAAAUAAUUGGAGAUUCGUAAGAGACGCUGCAACUCAAGGUCUUUAGAAGCCAUGCAGUGUGGUAUAUCAGUGUGAAGUUCCUAUUCCUAAACAUAUUUUGAACAACUUGCCAACAAAACAUCCUCCAAAGACCAAAGAAUGAGACGUAAAGGCAUUCAUGGAUCAACUAAGUUUUGUAGCUCAUAUCUCAUGCAAUAAAUGAGAGCUAUAAAUUUCAGUUGAGAGAGCACGAAGUUGUUACCCCCCAAACUCAAAAAUGCACUACAAAUACAUGCUAGAGAAGUGGUGUAAGCCAGAACUAAAGCAAGCCACGCUAAUGGAGGCACCAAAACAAGAACCAAAGGAAAUGGCGAUUCCUCCAAAGUCAUUUGGGAAGAGAAAAAAAUGGACCAAGCUCGACAAGGAUGUUGCUUGUUCUCUCUUCUUUGUGCAUCUACUUAGCAUGUUUGCACCAUUUUACUUCAAUUGGAGGGCGUUUUGGAUUGCCUUUGCAUUAUACGUCGCCACUGGCCUCUUUGGCAUAAGUGUUUCCUAUCACAGAAAUCUUGCACACAAGAGCUUUACGCUUCCCAAAUGGCUCGAAUACUUAUUUGCUUAUUGUGGAGCUCAUGCCCUUCAGGGCGAUCCAAUUGAUUGGGUGAAUACGCAUAGAUGUCACCAUCGAUUUGUUGAUACGGAAAGAGACCCACAUAGCCCAAUUCAAGGAUUCUGGUUCAGUCACAUUACUUGGCUUUUGGAUUCCUACUCUUUGACCAAAAGAGUUUGUCCGAAGUAUUUCACCGAUUUUCAAAAAGUUGAAAGAAACAUCUUUGUGAUGUUUUCAAAACAUGGUAGACCCGAUAAUGUGGGCGACUUGGAGAAGCAAACCUUCUAUAGAUUUAUUCAUAAGACAUAUUUUCUUCAUCCAAUUAUUCUUGCCAUCAUCCUCUACGCAUAUGGAGGAGCUCCUUUUCUUAUAUGGGGAAUGGGUGUAAGGAUCGUAGUGGUCCUACACAUAACAUGUAUGAUAAAUUCAGUAUGUCAUAUUUGGGGAAAACAGCCAUGGAGGACAGGCGAUUUGUCAAGAAACAAUUGGUGGGUGAGUUUGGUUUCAUUUGGAGAAGGAUGGCACAAUAACCAUCAUGCAUUUGAAUAUUCAGCUCGGCAUGGAAUUGAAUGGUGGCAAAUUGACUUUGGUUGGUACGUUGUUAUGUUUCUUGAAGCCAUUGGAAUUGCCACUAAUGUCAAAGUACCCUCUCAAAACCAGAAGCAAAAGUUGGCAAUCGACGCACCAAAAGAAGGCCUUUAGAUGCUUUAAACAUAAAUUAGUCUACUUUUAUAAAUGUUUCAGACGAGAAUAAAAUUAUACCUAUAUACACUAUUUACUACUUGGUAAAAGUAUGUAAUCCAAAAUUAUAUUGUUAGUAUAUUUACAAGAAAAUCCGAU
Momordica charantia (bitter melon) is the source of this 1493-nucleotide messenger RNA. NCBI's taxonomy places the organism in Eukaryota, Viridiplantae, Streptophyta, Magnoliopsida, Cucurbitales, Cucurbitaceae. The record is from RefSeq and is a predicted model, not a curated record.